AUGAACUUUCCAAAGUUGACCUUUAACCCGCCCUCGGGCAACCUCACACCCUCCCCUACCGCGCGCUCCUCCCGCGACCGCACCGCCAGCCCUAAGAGGGCGCCGGCCGGUUUCUCGAAUCUUGAGCCCACUCAGGACCGUACCGCUAAUGUCGAUAUGGCCUUCUCUAACUUCGACUUCACCACGCCAACCAAGGGGAGCGGCGCACCCAUUUCCGCGGCCACAACACAGCCCGCAAGAUUCGCUCCGAUGUCUUUCACUUCGCCAGUCAAGAAGUUCAGCACAGCUGAGACCCCGAGACUGAAGGCCGGCGCUUCAAGACUUUCAUCGACAAUGCCGCUAGAUGCCCCGACCAAGACUCCAUCCCCGAAGAAGGUGUCAUUUGCCGACGCCAGUUUCCAAUCCUUGACUGCGUCGACUCCCAAGCUCGCUCGCAAUCUCUCUCCGAAGUCGAGUCCUUCGAAGCCUGCCGUCUCCGACUACUCAGUCAUGUCAAUUACCUCUCCGACAGCAUCCCUCGUCUCCAACGAUCGGUCCCCGCGCAGCGAUUCCGACUCGAAUCAACAGCAGGCCGAGUCCGCGGCAGAGGAGGAGGGACAUGAGGACGACGAUGAGGAGGAGUCUCAAACAAGCAGCAGGCCCGGCCAGUCGCCCCCAAGAGGUGUAGAGGAGGCUGGCGGGUUCGAGUCCCCUUCAAAGCUCGACAUCACCAUGGCCGAUAUCACCAUGGUUUCUGACUUCGCCCCUUCGCCCAAGAAGUCUCAGCAGCCGUACACGUUCGCUACCAUCGAACUUUCGGAAGCUGCAAAGGAGUUCUCUACCCCCUUCGACCCCGAGAGCUACGCCGAUUUCGAUAUCACGUCUGCGCUCACCCCAGUGCCCAGCUUCGCCCGGCAACGGGCCCGUAUUCCCCUUACAAAGCACCGGAAGCCCAGGGGCAUUGUGUUCGAGAAGGCCAUCGCAAGACAAGUUGCCGAGUCCCUCGCCAUGGAAGAGCUCGAGGCCGCCGCCAGCUUCCGGCACAUUGCCAUGAAGGGCGGUCUGGCGUAUGCCCUCUGUCCUCGAAAGAGGCAGAGGGUGGCCGAGCCCACGGCAGAGGACGACUCGGAGCCGUACUGGCUGGAGGAUGUGGACGAAAGCGGCGUGAUUAACAUGAUCGAAGCUCGCCGCGUCCUGCGCAACGACCUGAAGGCGCUUCCUGCCGGCCUUUCUGUUCACGAACAGCGCCGUCAAUACCACGAGGAGGUGGAGAAGUACGGCGAACCCAUCGUGCCGACCUGUGGGAAGAGAAACUAUGACGGUGAGAAGAAGCGAGCCUAUAACAAUGGCCUGCUGACUCACACCAUCAUGGCGCCUCUUCUUGCGUUCCCGAUGCCAGAGCUGAGCUUCGACUGGGUGCUUGAGACUGCCAUUCGCGAAUCCAAUAGGGUUCAUGGUCGCGAGCAGCCCAAGCAUCGCAACGUCAGGCAGCCCAUUGCCAUCUUUGGAGAGUCUGACUUCUCAGUCAUUGAAGAAGAGGAGGAGCCUCAAAGCCCGACUGCUAAGCUCCCUCACUUCCCGUCGACGGCAACACACCACUCGAGCUCAAGCCGAAAGACCAGGCUCGCUAGAGGCGCUGCCAAUCUGGAGGCUAAGCUCGCCACGCUCCAAUCAGUCAUGGAAGAAAGGUCGCCUUCACCUUUGUCAUCCCCCGUUCGACCCGGCUUCACCUUUGCAAUGCCCUCAUUUGUAUCGACUCUCGAGGUCACCGAGAUGAACCAUGAGGCAACUGAGGUUGAACACGAGGACGAGCCCGCUGCCGUCGAAGUCGCGAGUCCAAUGGUCUUCUUCAAGAACCGCAACGAGACUUCGCCCUUCAAGAAGCGCAAGUCAUUGCCUGCUGCACGUCGUCUUUCCUUUUCCGCCCCUCUCCGCCGAGCAUCUCUUCCUGCUGCCGGCUUCGCCCAGCUUCCUGUGGUGCAGGAUCUUCAAGAUCCAGCAUCCGGGUCGCUGGUGGGUGCUCCCGAUUCGUCGGUUGAGCUCCACGCGGUGCAGAAUCCCCUCGAGGUUGAUUCAGCAUCUGCGGCAGCUGCCCAAGCUACUCCAGAGAGAACCCCGCCACCAUCUCCUUCGCCAGUCGUUGUCGAUGCCAGAGAGAACCCGGACAUCUUUGGCUCCUUCCAGGACCACUCUGGAUCCCCGAUCCAGGCGCUUGCAUCUCUCGCUCGCGUGUUUGAGGAGGCCAAGAAGACGGAUAUGGAUGGAAAGGUUGUUGUCAGCAGAGAGGGAGGCCGUCUGAUUGUCCGAUUUAAGGUUUCGGACGAACAUGCUGCCCUCUUCGCCCAAGAGCAAGAACCCGUCGAAGAGCUUGUCGACGCUGUUGACCCUGCCACCGAGCCGGCCACUGCUACCGCGUUAUCGCCUAUUCGCCUGACCACUGAGGCAGAGGAUGAGAAGAAGACAGCAGAGGAAGCCAAGAUCGAAGCGGAGGAAGAGGAGGUGGCGCAUGUGCCUUCGCAGGCGCCCGCCCCGGUUGAGGAAGACGACGAUUCUAUGGUCUUACUUAGGGGAUUUUUGACCAGACACAACGCUAGGAAAGCUGCUAUGGCUACUCUCCCCGUGCCCGUCGAGCCCGCCGAACCCGCGGUUCUUUCUCCCACUCCAGCGGUUGAACCAGUUGCUGCACACUCUUCGCCGGACCCUCUUACAUCCGCUCCAAUCCUUCUGGCGGCCACUCCAGAGCGCAAUCAAAGCAUCUGGGCCGAUACACCGGCGUUCUCGAUCACGUCGUCGGCAGAUCGUUCUCGUCCUCCUAGAAGGGCUUCUCCAGCUGUGUCAACCGGACGCCAGCCUCUUGGAUCGCUCGACGUUAACAGCCCGAGCCCCAAGAAAGCCAAGCGCAAAGCUGAGGAAGUUGACGAACGAGAGGCAUCGCCAGAAAAGCCGCAGCCGCCGAAACGCCAGCGCAGAGCCAAGGCUGACGUUCCAGACGCGAAGAAGGCCGCAGGCAAGGCCAGCGACAAUUCCGCCGAUGAGGAUGAAGUUGCGCCUGUCACGAAUGUGCGCACCAGACGUCAGCUCGCCGUCGCGCGUGGAGAGGCUCCGGCAGUUACCAAGAUCCCGGUUAGAAACAAGGGAAUGAGUAACAUUAGAGCUGGGGAGAAGGACCUUGCGGCUUUGACUCGCCAGAAUACCCGCAACAAUAAGGGAGAUGCGAUUUCUGCUGAGGAGAUGCUCGAGGCGAUCAAGACUGCGCCGCCCAAGAUAGAGACUCGGGCGGCCGCUGCUGCUGCUAAGAAGAACAAUAAGAGUGUUCAGUGGGCAGCUCAGCUGGCUAGAAGCCAGUCUGAAGACCCGUCUACGGCUCCAAUUGAUUCUGACGAGGCAAGCUCUAGCUCUGCUGAGCUCAGCCCCGAUGAGGAGAAGCAGGUUGGAAAGGCGAGAAAGGUCAGGGCUUCUACAAGUAAGAUCGCUACGACCAAGGCUUCAACCGCCAAAGCUUCGACCUCCAAGGCUGCGACUACGAAGACUGCGACGACCAAGACCGCGCCUGCCAAAGCGACCGCAGCCAAGGCAACCAAGGCAAGCCAGUCCAAGUUGGCUACUGCCCCCAAGACGGAGGGCGCGAAGGUGUCGAAGACUGCGAAGAAGCCCACUGCCGCGGCGAAGAAGGAGCUGGGCCUGAGUGCCAACGGUACUCCUGCCAAGCGUAGUGCUCGUACCACGAAGAAGUGA
This is a messenger RNA of Colletotrichum tamarilloi, 3714 nucleotides long. RefSeq lists its product as uncharacterized. Bases 1 to 3714 code for a protein of 1237 amino acids. NCBI's taxonomy places the organism in Eukaryota, Fungi, Ascomycota, Sordariomycetes, Glomerellales, Glomerellaceae. The transcript is spliced from 2 exons. The record is from RefSeq and is a predicted model, not a curated record.